AUGGAUCAGUAUCUCUGUAGACUGUUUCCUAUUUGUUUGGUGAAACUAUGCUGUAGUGAUAUUCGAAGAAUCAGUGUUAGCACGUUUUCAGCAUUCUUCAUUUACACCAUGAUUUGCAUCUCCAAGAUUGGAUCUCCUAUAUGUAUUCCUCAAAAGGACUUCAUUGAUAUUGGUCGUAUUGCAUCCAUUGAGAACAACCAUAAGCCUGUUGAUUCUGCAAAGAAAGGCCAAAGGGUGGCCAUUAAGAUAGUUGGAUCUAACCCUGAGGAGCAACAAAAGAUGUUUGGUAGGCAUUUUGAAAUGGAAGAUGAGCUUGUCAGCAAAAUUUCAAGGAGGUCUAUUGACAUACUCAAGGCCAAUUUCCGGAGAGACCUCUCAGUUGAGGAUUGGAGACUUGUCAUGAAACUGAAGACCCUCUUUAAGAUACAAUGA
This is a messenger RNA of Solanum tuberosum (potato), 432 nucleotides long. RefSeq names its product eukaryotic translation initiation factor 5B-like. Gene Ontology annotation, molecular function: translation initiation factor activity. Gene Ontology annotation, cellular component: cytoplasm; mitochondrion. The coding region runs from base 1 to 432 and encodes 143 amino acids. Gene Ontology annotation, biological process: translational initiation. The transcript has 5 exons. NCBI's taxonomy places the organism in Eukaryota, Viridiplantae, Streptophyta, Magnoliopsida, Solanales, Solanaceae. The record is from RefSeq and is a predicted model, not a curated record.